Messenger RNA from Parasteatoda tepidariorum (common house spider), 360 nucleotides. The record is from RefSeq and is a predicted model, not a curated record. Lineage: Eukaryota; Metazoa; Arthropoda; Arachnida; Araneae; Theridiidae.
UAUAUAUUGAAGUUUCAGAUUGAAACAAAUUACAGAAUCUACUGUUAGAUCAAAACAUAACUUUGCAAAGAUGAAGGCUUGCUUUGUACUUUUCACAUUGGCUAUCUUUGUUAUAGCAUGCCAAGCUGAUCACUUGGAUGACUUAAAAAAAUCUUGCGACGCUAGCAAAGGCGAAGAAUUUAAUACUUGCUACUCAGCAUGUCCUGAUACCUGUGCUAACCACAAGACUGUUCGCCCAUGUACCAUGCAAUGUAUCAUAGGCUGUGGAUGUCCUCAUGGAACAGUUCGCAGAGAAUCAGAUGGCCACUGUGUUAAACCAGAAGAGUGCUAAAUAAAAAAAAAUUUUCUUUUCAAUGAAAA